Molecule: messenger RNA, 279 nt
Organism: Penicillium verrucosum
Lineage: Eukaryota; Fungi; Ascomycota; Eurotiomycetes; Eurotiales; Aspergillaceae
Exons: 2
Coding region: 1-279 (92 amino acids)
Source: RefSeq, a predicted model, not a curated record
AUGAUAGAGGCCAUUGCUGAGCAGUCUAUUGAGAUCUUAAUCUCACUAGAUAGCACCGGCAAGGCUGUUUCAACACUUAAUCUCAUGCCGCUUACGAGCAUCUUAGUAGGAUUUCGGGGAGCUAUCCACUUAGAUACGAUGUAUGUAUUAGAACCAAUGUACAAUUUUGUUCAGAUCUCUUGUUUCUCCUCGUCUAGAACAGAAAAGCAAAGCUCCCAUAGUAGUGUGUCGACGUUCAGCAUAGACGUCCAGUUAGAGGCCUACAGUCGAUUUCUAUAG